Molecule: messenger RNA, 2108 nt
Organism: Bicyclus anynana (squinting bush brown)
Lineage: Eukaryota; Metazoa; Arthropoda; Insecta; Lepidoptera; Nymphalidae
Product: synaptic vesicle glycoprotein 2B
Exons: 10
Coding region: 433-1980 (515 amino acids)
Biological process (GO): transmembrane transport
Molecular function (GO): transmembrane transporter activity
Source: RefSeq, a predicted model, not a curated record
CAGUCACCAAGGAAGUUGUUAGACCAAUAACAAUGCGCAUACCGCAAAGCUAUAUAUACACACGAAUAAUAAAAACAACAGAAAGCUCCAUACGAUAAACACGUAAUCGUAACGUUAAUACGCGUAAUCGUGAAUGUGUAAUAAUUUGUGAAAACGUUUCGCGAAGUCCCACAACAGUUGCGACGCGAAUCUCCGCGAAGCAACACUUCGAUAAAACCUGACACACUUCGCUACGUAUUAUAAAACAACACUCGCAUAAAUGACUUAUAUCUUAUUUAAUUGACAAUAAAGAUACGCCGUAAUAAUAAUUAAAAUUUAAUACAAGUUAUCAGUAUUUAUAAUAAUAAACAAGUGAAUAACAAAUUUUAUUUUGACGUCGUGUGAGCACGUUGUGCUGUGUAGUGGCGUUGUAAAAAAAUUUACAUAAAAACAAUGGUGACCAAGAUUAAUACAGUGUCGAAAAUUAUCGAUGAAAAUGAUAAAAUACAAAAUAAUGAAGUGGAUUUGGAUCAAGCACUUAAUGUAGCAGGUUUAGGAUGGUAUAACAUAAAAUACUGUCUGGCGCUGUCCCUGUUCCUAAUAGCGGCCAUCAUGGAACCGGUGGGUUACUCAUUCCUGUUGCCGUCGGCGAAGUGUGACCUUGAGAUCACAGACUCGGCGCGCGGUUUCAUCGGCUCCGUGCCUUACAUCGGUAUAGUUUUAACUUCAUUCCCAUGGGGCUACCUAGUGGACACUCGGGGAAGAAAGAAAAUGAUUGUGUACAGUUCAUUCGCUGCCGGCGUGUUCGGAAUACUCGCUUCUUUCAUGCCUGAUCUCAUUAGUUUUACUAUCUUCAAGUUUUUGUGUGCCUUGUGCAUAGCCUGCCCAGCCGCCGCACCAUAUUCAUUCAUUGGUGAACUAUUACCACAAAGAUACCGGGAUGUUACGCUGUCCAUCGUCAAUGCCAUGCAAAUAACUGGAGCUGCAAUGGUACCUUUAUUAGCGUGGGCGAUACUACCUCUCGAUUUUCGAGUGAACUUUGGAUUAUACGUAUUCCGACCUUGGAGACUUCUCGGAAUGCUAUACUCGAGCAGUUUCCUCAUAAGUGCUUUUAUUAUGUCGUUUGGACCCGAAAGCCCUAAAUUCCUGGUCUCGCAAGGCAGGCACGAUGAAUCAUUGGAAACGUUGAAGAAAAUAUACUCGGGAAAUACUAGUAAACCGGCAGAAUAUUAUCCUGUAAAAAGACUGAAACUGCCAGUUCAAACUGAAAUGGAAAAACCGUCUUUUGUACAAUCUCUAGUGCAACAAACACUGCCGUUAAUAAAACCACCGUAUUUGAAGUGGAUGAUGCUAAGCGGGUUUUUGUUAUUCGGAUUAUUUGCCACCUUGAACGGUCUCUAUAUGUGGUUACCAGAUGUCCUAAAUAGAGUCUUGAGCGGAGGCAGCGUUGGGUUGACAGCGUGCGAUAUUAUUGGUCAGAGAUUAAAUGAGACGAUUUCAGCGAACGCAGAAUGCAACGACAAAAUUACCUCCAUAACGUUCAUGAUAAACACGAUCGCGAACUUUUCUUGCGCCUUCAUUGCCCUCGCUAUAAGUAGCACGGUCAAGUUUAUAGGCAAGAAGGCCUUAAUGUUGUUAGUAUACGUGACAAUAGGAGUCUUCUGCGUACUAAUCAAUGCAGUCACGCAAGAAAUAUUGUUCGCGAUCUUGCUGUCUUCGUUGCCCCUCACUGGUCUCGCGAUUGGUCCUGUAAAUGCUUACGCUGGCGAGAUUUAUCCCACGAAACUGAGAGGGAUGGCGAUUGGGCUAUCAAUGAUGGUGGGUCGUGUGGGGUCGAUAGUUGGCACGAAUGUGGCGGGCCUGAUGAUCAACUCAGUUUGUGAGGCCACCUUCUAUCUCUUCGGAGGAGGACUGAUAUUUUGUGGAGCCUUGUCGUUGCUGCUACCGAGAUCAAAAGACAAAGACAGCGAGAAAACAAAGAUGGAGUUCACACACCUUUAACGAAAAAACAGUGAUACUUAUUAAUUAAUUACACAUACGUCCUGGUUACUUUAAUUAUUAUUAUUAAUCUCGUUAUUACCAAAGCUUACCUACUUAGUUAAUAAAAAUAUUAUAGUUUUGAUACAAAA